AUGGCUUGUGAAAGAGGUAGCUUUGAUUGGCCUGAAGAAUUGACUGCAGACGGCUUCCAUGAAAUCCUUCUGCACAAGAAAGGAGCCAUGUGCGGCGAGCCAGACUUGCUAUUCCAAGUCUGCGAAAUCAUAUAUUGGAUGAUGCAAGUCAGGGACUCCCGUCUAGCCGAGAAGGAUGACAGAGCAAAUUUGAGAUCCUGGUGGAAAAAAGAUUUCCUCCCGAGGCAUGUCUCUUUACCAGCCGUCGCAAGAGCAUCGAUGGCGGCGAAGAAGCUCCGAAUUUGCCCAAAUCGGUUCUGGAAUCUAGCAUUGACUGCUGAACGUGCACAGGACGAUCUCCCUGCCCUCAUUGAGAUUGCAGAAAUGACAAAACAUCCAGAACAACUGGCACACGCGCAUCAUGACGAGUGUUCUGCCGAGUUCUGCCAAUUCACAGAUAGCAAUAGUACCCUCAAGGAACAAUUGCACAAAUGCGGAGAUAGAAGCUGUCAUCGUGUGGUUUUUCCUCUGAAAGAGUUGGACCGUGCAGUAAACGAAGACUUGCCAACUGCAUGGGCCAUAAAGAAAACGCAGCUAUACAGUGAUUGCAGACGCGGUGCCGUAAUUGCCACUGUAGGCAGUAUCACCAUCGUUAUGAUUCUUAUAACCAUGAUCGCCGACAGGCCUGAGCAAAGGGAAACAUACGAGACCACAACUUCCCUCUUGUAUCUAGUAAUGACGAUGCUGUAUCACUGGCACUAUGGUCUGGCCAUUGGUUUAGGUAUCUUCUUGGCCAUCAGAGUUAUGGAUUCAAUGCAACCCCGAAGAAGCAAAGUGGUUAUGGCCUCAUCUAUUCCAAGAAAUUACAUAGCCAUCUCCCACGUAUGGUCAGAUGGCACUGGUGUUGGAUUGAGGGUUUCAGGCGAAGUCAACUCUUGCCUGUUCUCAUAUUUCGCCAAAAUUGCACUCCAAUUACAAUGUAAUGGAUUUUGGUGGGAUACAGUGUGUAUUCCUACCGAACGAGAGACACGAAGAAUUGCCAUGAGUAACAUGCACAAGAACUACGAGAAGGCGAAGUAUACAGUCAUUCACGAUAGGUAUCUACUCGGGGUUGACUGGACAGAUGACGGUACCCCAGCUUUGGCUGUCGUUCUCUCUCCGUGGUUUACGCGCGGCUGGACAGCGUUGGAGUUAUCGAUGUCUAAAAGAGUGAAAGUCAUCUUCAGAGACCCAGAAGACCACAGCAAGCAAGUGCUUAAGGAUCUUCAAGAUGAUGUGUUCGCUGAACCGACACAUUAUUCUCGGCUUGGGCACUCUAUAGCAUCCGGACUGAUUCAGCGAGUCCAAGGCGAACAACCUAGCCUCUCCGAUUUGCUGACCGUACUCAGGACACGAACAACCUCUUGGCAACGAGACCGCAUGGCCAUUGCAGGGCUCCUCAGCCGCGUGGAGAAUUAUGAUUAUAGUGAUUCGCAAGCAGAAACGACCCGCAAGAUAAUUAAAAGCUUCGAAGAAGUCCCCAAGAAGUUUCUAGCACACGGUCAUAGCACCUUGUCUGACACAGGCGGUUUUUCCUGGUGUCCGUCAAGUUUAUUCCACAGCGAGGCCGCCAUGGCCGAACAGAGGAACCACAGCAACGUAGUACGUGUUGACAAGGACGGUGCCGCCUCAGCAUUAUGGCCAUACCGGCUACUCUCAGCCCAGGAUCCGAAGAGACUCCGACCCCACAGCUUUAACAUGGCCGUCGAGAUGCGCGUAAAGCAAGCCCUCCAAAACUGGGACCGUUGCAUCCUCCUACAUCAGGACGAGAGAAGCUUCGAACCAGGGAUUCUUGUCAUGCCGGUGGGGAUUGGCAUCCCCGGCAAGGAACACUUUGUCUCACCCUUUUGUUGGCAGGUUGUCGAGUGCGAGUAUAUAGGUUGUGUGUUUGACGAUCGGAUGUCUCGAGGCAAGUUCGGAAAAAUUCCUAUCAGACUAGGGGCAAAAGUUACGACGGGUCCAUCAUCAAUGACUACAGCGAAAGAUGUCAUCAUGGACUUCUACCGCAUGAUGAACUGGGAAUGGGAGGAUUGA
Endocarpon pusillum Z07020 is the source of this 2052-nucleotide messenger RNA. RefSeq lists its product as uncharacterized. NCBI's taxonomy places the organism in Eukaryota, Fungi, Ascomycota, Eurotiomycetes, Verrucariales, Verrucariaceae. The transcript has a single exon. Bases 1 to 2052 code for a protein of 683 amino acids. The record is from RefSeq and is a predicted model, not a curated record.